Messenger RNA from Arachis stenosperma, 1079 nucleotides. RefSeq lists its product as uncharacterized. The record is from RefSeq and is a predicted model, not a curated record. The coding region runs from base 144 to 689 and encodes 181 amino acids. Lineage: Eukaryota; Viridiplantae; Streptophyta; Magnoliopsida; Fabales; Fabaceae. The transcript is spliced from 4 exons.
AACGGUGUCGUUUAAAUUUAAUAGUGUGUUAAAGAUGUUGAAGACUUAAAAAAAAGGGGAAAACAAAAAACCCUAAUUCUCAGGCUGGGUGUGGAAGAGGAACUCAGCUUCAAAAACCCUAGAGCAAUUCAGGAACGCCAAAAAUGGGGGGUAAAUGUCCGCACAGGAGCGUCAAGAAAAGGAGAUACUCUCACAAAACCGCACGCCGCACCAAAUUCCUCAUCAAAGGUGAUGACAUGGUUUACGAUCAGCUAAACAAGGCUGAUGAAGAGAGACCUUUACCUGUUGAUGAAGAUUUGCCUGGGAUGGGACAGUACUAUUGCCUUCACUGCGAGUCUGUAACUAAUUCCAUUAUACUUGCUUUUUUCAUGUUGUUUAAUGUUUUUCACUUCAAAGUUUGCAACUUUGUUUAUUUUAUUAUCUGGGGUCGAAUUGCUAGUAGAACACUUCGAUAUCAAAUUGAUGGGAAAGUGAAUAAGAAAUUGCUUUGUUGUUCAUCAAUUUGCUUUUUUUGUACUACUCUUGCUUUGAAGUGUUCUGUUCUGUUCUGUUCUUUUAUUCUUUCUGGUGUUGAUUGCUUGUGCAGUGUAAAACAAAUGAUGGGUCCUGCACCUCAUACUCAACUUGAUGCUGAACUAGCUGCUGGAAUGGGAAUGCCAGACAAUGGACCAAAGUUGAUGUCUAUGUAACUUAUUUAUGGGACAAAUUGAUUAUACAAAUUUUGAGCCUUGUGUAAUGAGAUUGGAUGCUAAGUUGAUAUCUUAUGAUGCUAUAGAUGUUAUCUUAUUUCUACCAAUAUAUUAUGUUCGUUCUCGUUUCUGCAUAGGUUGUUAUUUUAUGUUAACCACAAAGCUGUAUCAUCUGGAUUCUGGAAUGUUACCAAAGCGAUUUGACUUAUACUGUGCUUUGGUCACAUUUGUCCAAUAAUUUAAUAUCAUUUAACUAUUUUUUAAAUUUUAAUAGGUAAUUGUUGAAAAAUACGAAUUUUAUGGAUUAAUCAAACCCUAUUCUCUAUAUUGGUUGCCCGUGAACGAAAGGUUUCAUUUUAUUUUGUGCAAUGACGAACUGACAAUUUAUUU